Messenger RNA from Ylistrum balloti, 2538 nucleotides. RefSeq names its product myogenesis-regulating glycosidase-like. The transcript has 3 exons. Bases 124 to 2337 code for a protein of 737 amino acids. NCBI's taxonomy places the organism in Eukaryota, Metazoa, Mollusca, Bivalvia, Pectinida, Pectinidae. The record is from RefSeq and is a predicted model, not a curated record.
UCUAUAAAGAAAGUCAGAUAUCUCAUCGAUCAACAAUAUAAACAAUAUAGCAGGCUGUAUCUUUAACCAAAAACGACAAUAAUAAUGAGAUGAGGUGCACGUGAACUUUCCCGCCUCUGCCUCAUGAGGUCGAAUACGAACCCUAAGUCAGUGCGAUUCUGUGAAAAAGAGUGGGACAAGUUGUUAUCUGGAGGUCAGGAGGAAACUCAAAAUGGCCAGAAGUACAGCAACAGUACCGGCCAGUCACGGACAUCUCAGCCUUCCAGUGUGGCCACGUCCAGCACCCACAGCAAUGUCCAAGGGGAUCACAUGAACCUCAAUCACCAACCACCCAUUAAACUUACAGAGUUUGAACAAAUGAAAUUAGCUGCAGAGGAACCUCCAAAUGAUGGCAAGAAGUCCAACAUAAAGAGGAGGAUUCUGAAGGUGAUAGUCACCAGCAUGUUCAUAUUAAUGGCUGUUGGAGUCAUAGUCAUUUGGAGUCUUCAUGAUGCAAGUGGAAAAGACUACUCUGAUCUUCAAUUUGAAAUUGAUGGAGAGUUUUUGACAUUGGUUGGUAAACGUUUAGAAGAAGUGACCAUAACAGGACACUUAGGUGGAGACAUAUUCAUGGGACGUAAUACGGAAAAAUGUCCCGAUCGUGAUAAAAACAAAAAGGGACGAUGCAUAUCGUGGGAUGAUGGCAACAUGGUUGACAUAACACCGUUUAGUAUUGAUGAUAUAGUAUGCUAUAAUGUGUCCUGGGUGAACCCUGUAAAUGUGUACCCACAGGACUGCUAUGAAAUGGACACUGGUCAUUGGUAUAACAUGCUGCCUGGACCUUGGCCAAUCACUGCACACAGGAAAAUGGCACUUAGUAGGUUUGGCCAUAAUGAAGAGAAUGGCAUGGAUAUUGUAGAAUAUUACUUUCUUUCAUCGGAAGGUACUGCCAUUUACCUUCCAGGAAAUGGGCCAUAUCAGUUCAGCUGGAAUGAAAGUAGCAGUCAGAAGAUGUGUAUAUCUCCUGCACUGAAUGGGAUGGAGGAGAGAAAGAAUCUCAAUUAUUUUACCUGUCAGGGUUAUGAUGUUAAAGCCACACAUUUGGCAGUGAGUAAGAGGUUCCACCUGGAGGCACAACGUAAUCUAUCUGACCAGGUCAAGUAUACAGAUAACUUCCUGUGGUCAGCUGAAAUAAAAGACUCGCAAGACUCUUAUGGUGAUCAACUCCGGACUUUUAAAAACUUUCUUGAUUCAUCAAAUUUUGAAUGUAAUGUUUUGGAACUGGAAUCCCAUUGGCAAGAGGACCUAGGUGAUCUUAAAUUUGAUAAAUCAAUAUCUCCAGAUUUUAGUUCAGCUAUGUCUUUGCUUUCCACAUCUUGUGAUUUUAUGUUGAAUCUCAGUCCACUCUGCUCUUUGAAUUCACCUUCUUUCAGUAUUGGAAUAAAGAACAAUUACUUUUUGAUUGACACGUUAUCAUUGGGUGCAAAAGUGCUCACACACAGUAAUACUCAGGUGGCCGUCUGGGACAUCAACAAUGAUGAAUUCUCGGCCUGGUUCUCUGAUGCAAUUUCAAAUAUUUCUACAACAUAUGGUGUGAGAAAUUUCAAAUUUUCUCCAUUACCUCAGAUGUUUCUUGUGAGACAUUCCAAUGGUUCUGAUCUGUUAGACGAAGCAGUUUACGGAAAGUGGAUUGAUUUGUUGAACAUUGUGAGUGAAAAACUUGUCACAAAGGGAAUGUUCAGAUCGCAAGAUAAACAUGCAUUCCUAGAAGUGUCGGUUGACUUUGUGAUGAAUGAAAACAAUGCAAGCUGUGUUACAGAAACGCUGUCUGAAGCACUGACUUUGGGUCUUUAUGGCUACCCAUAUGUCUUAUCUUCUGCUAAAGGCAAUAUCAAUUUAAACAAUGACACAACUGAUUCCUUUAUUAGGUGGCUUCAAUUAUCGGUCUUCUUCCCAGCAAUAAAAAUUCCAUCAGACAUACAAUUCUUCAGAGAAGAUGUUAUCACAUAUGCUCAAAAUCUCUCUCAAUUUAGACAAGAAUUUGUUGUACCAAUCCUGGAACAGUUACGAACACAGGUAACAGAGGUAAUCCCAUUCCUCCGACCCAUUUGGUGGUUGGAUCCAAUGGAUAAAGAUACAUUCAGCAUAGGAGAUGAGUUCCUUUUAGGAGACAAGGUCUUGGUGGCCCCUGUGUUGUGUUCUGGAGUCAGGAAAAGAAACAUUUACCUGCCAAAGGGCAGUUGGCUGGACCCUAUGCAUGGGAUGGAGUACCCUGGGGGAGAGUGGCUAACUGAUUUCCCUGUAAACCAGUUCCAUAUCCCCUACUUUGUGUUGCAGGAAAACAACGAAUCUGAGUAGAUUAUUCAGAAUCAUUUAGAAUCUGAACAAACUUAAAUCUAUCAUUUGUUAUAAUUACAGAAUGUUCUGUGUUGCUUCAAUUCCUCUCUGGGGGGAAAAAAGAAAGAGGAUUCUUUAAACAAAAAAAAAGAACAAAAAAAUAUUAUAUGGUUUAUUAGAUUUUGCAAAAUUGGUCAAAACAGUUUAUAAAUUCAGGUCACA